Molecule: messenger RNA, 3660 nt
Organism: Tachyglossus aculeatus (Australian echidna)
Lineage: Eukaryota; Metazoa; Chordata; Mammalia; Monotremata; Tachyglossidae
Gene: FOXL3
Product: forkhead box L3
Exons: 3
Coding region: 310-1071 (253 amino acids)
Biological process (GO): regulation of transcription by RNA polymerase II; anatomical structure morphogenesis; cell differentiation
Molecular function (GO): DNA-binding transcription factor activity, RNA polymerase II-specific; RNA polymerase II cis-regulatory region sequence-specific DNA binding
Source: RefSeq, a predicted model, not a curated record
CAAAGGUUCACGAGAGAACUAACCCAUUUAAUCAGUUAUUAGCUGCCUCCCCUAUAAGCAGAUUGGGUACAGAAAAAAAAUAGAAUAAAAGAGGGAGGAGGAGUGAGAGGGAAAGAGAGAAAUCUCCCUACAGACUGGUUGUCUGGGACUCAAGAAUUACAAAAACAACCUCCACCCCAGGACGGAGGGAGUAUGUGAGAGGGAAGGGGGAGGAGGAGGAGAGGGAGGUUGGGAAGAGAAAGGCGAGGCACAGAGGGGAAUCCCUCUCCAGCCCUCCUGGAUCACCCCACCGGAGCCCAGCCGCCCAAGAUGUUUGAUAACACGCAGUAUCCUUACAACUGCUUCAACUACGACGGGGAUGACUAUCCAGCUUGCAGCUCCGACGAGGAGAAGAAACUCACUCGCCCGGCUUACAGCUACAUUGCCUUGAUUGCAAUGGCCAUCCAGCAAAGUCCUUCCAAUAAAGUGACCCUGUCUGGCAUUUAUGACUUUAUAAUGAAGAAAUUCCCUUACUACAGAUCAAACCAAAGAGCGUGGCAAAACUCCAUUAGGCAUAACUUAUCCCUUAACAGUUGUUUUGUAAAGGUGCCCAGGACCGAAGGGAAUGAGAAGGGAAAAGGAAAUUACUGGACCUUUGCUUCGGGUUGUGAAUCCAUGUUGGAUCUUUUUGAAAAUGGGAAUUUCAGGAGGAGACGUCGAAGGAGGAACGUGAAACGGGAACGCAAGGAUCAAAGACCGCUUGGAACUGAAGGGCCGCCUUCUCCUGAGCUGGCUGCUGCAGAUUCCCAUUCCCUGGGGAGCACUUGCCCUGACAGGAAAGCCAAGAAUUCCCAACCUGGAUCGCAGCACCUGGAUCCACCACUUCCAUGCUUCCCAAAUGGCCUCUCCAGCCAGCAGAACCUAAACAACUCUGCUCUAGGAAAACCUGACUCGGAAAUUAAGUUUAGUAUUGAUUACAUUCUUUCAGCCCCUGACCCUCUGCCCAUGUUAAGAUCACCGUAUAAUGCACAAAAUAAUAAAUAUCACAUAUUGGAGUCCCAACAGAUUAACCUCCAGUUUUGGACAAUGUGAUUCCCAACCAACCCAAUUCUGUACUAAAUUUCUUAUUUUGAAUUUGGUCUGUCUUCUUCGCUUUCUGAAAAAGAUGACAUCGAUGCAUUUGAAUCAGAUGACCUAGUACGUGAAAUUCAAGGUCUUAAUUUCAGUUGUUGAUGAUUAACCUUUUAUCUAUUCUCCUUUGGCUUUUGACCUUUGUCAGAUUCAAAAUGCAAAAUUGUGGCAUGAUUUUCAAGAGCUCUACCUUGAGAGGUGUCUGUUUAGUUCUGAUUUUACUGACACAUUCUGUAGGUUCACCCAAUAUAUGUUUUGAUUUCUGAGAAGGGAAUAGAUUCCAGAUCAUUUUUAUGCAAGUUGAUAUAACAUUUUAUUCCAAGCUUAUUCACUGUAUUAUUCAGUAUUGCAUCUCAUAAAACCAAUAUCUGGAAAUGGAGAUGCUAAUUACACUGUUGUGGGAAUCUGAGUAAUUCUGUUACACAAACUAUUACAGUAAAGGGUGAUUUAUCCCAAUGCUCCUGACUCUGGUCAGUGUUGCUGAGUGAUGUGAUAAGAGCUGACAGUUAUACUUUAACUUGUAAACCAAGAUUCCCCUUGUGCUAUCAGAGGUUUUGGUGAUAGUUCAAAACAUGCCUGGCACUUAUGUGAUUUAAGAAGGAAAAAAGGAUGUGCAAGGAAUUUAAUUCACAGACAUAAUGUGGGAUGAAAGCAGCUCUUCACACUCCUUCAGCACAAAUUGUUUAUUUGAAUUUUCUGCAACUAAUCACCAAAGUGGUAUGUGAUCAGAUUGUUCGGGCAUUAGAGAGCUAUACCAUUAUUGACAUCAAAGUCAGGCUCUGAUGCCUUUGUUGGAAAUGUAAGUUAAUUAAAAUUUAGAGGUGGAUAUUUUUAAAAAAUACAAUGAAACAAUUUUACCAAACUUAGCCUUUUUCACAAACACAUUUUUGUGGAGUUAAUUGCCUUCUGUGAGUUAAGCAUCAGUAUGGCUUCCACAAAAUCAUUUUUGCAAGGUGGCUACUAGAUGCUGGUUGGUUUACUGACAAUUGUGUUAAGCUUUUUUUUUAAGCCUGUCUUUGUAACAGGGACUGAAGAUAAAUGAAGGUUGGCAAAAUGAUGAGUUGAAUCAAAGCUGGGCAAAGAUAUUCUUAAACAUGGCUUGAAUUUUUAUACAGAAGGUUUGACAUUUCAGUAAGUUAUUUUACAUUUUAGUCACAUACUGUAUAUAUACACAAUCUAUUCUUAUAUAUCAUCUUUGAAAGGAGAAAGAAAGUCACUGGCACUUAUAAAUGUUGUGAAAUGCAUGUUUGUCUUGUUUCACAGUCAACAGUAUAGUCUUGCUAUUACAGUUCUCCUCACCCCCAAAAUCUUCCCAGUUAUUUUCUUCUAACUGGGGUGUGCUUUGGGGCUCCAAAACACUCUUCAAUCUGAACUGUACUGGAGCUCCUAAGACGCCUUUAUUAUCUACCUGAAAAGCAAGAAGAUAGAGAUUACUAAAGAACAAACACAAAAACACCCUUACCUCCAGCUUUCUCAGAUUUUUUAAUUUAUGCAGAAUAUUAUGUUCAUCCUGUAGGUAGGAUGGUGUAUGUAUAUUUUGUGGUUUUAAGUGAAUGCACUUCAGUGUAUGUAUAGUUAUAUUUAUCUCUGUGCAACUGUCUCACCUAAAAUGUUAUUUUUAAUUAUGCUUCUUUUAAACAGGACAGUGAUGAUGCAAUUCAGUCUUUAAUGACCAUAAGUAUGUAUUGAGUAUUUGAAAAUAUAUUUUUCUGCAGCAAACUAAGCAAAUAUAAUUUACAUUGUACCAUAUGGUUAUAAUUAUUUAGUGCCUUUGUCUAACCAAUGAAACUGUUUUGGAGCAGAAGUUUCCUACUGUGCAAACAUUUGGAUAUAAUGGCUCAGAACUGCUUUACGAAAGGAAAAAAACCCAAAAUGAUGAAUUUUCAGUAGGGAUCUAAGCCCACCUUAGUUAACUUAACGUUCUCCAUCCAGACAUUCAUUUAGCUUAAACUGACUCUUGAGAAAGGAAUGUUUGGUGCUGUGCUAACAUGCAAUCAGAGAUAUUUGUAUGUACAGAUAGGUGCUAACAUUUGUUUUGCAAAGGAUAUCAAUCAUGUUUCUAAAAGUAAAGGGACAUUUUUCAAUUUACCCAGCAUAUUAUAUUCGGCCUGCUUUAGAAAGGUUUCGAGCACUUAAAGUGAAUGGCAUUUAAUAUAGAACAACAAAACAGGGGUGAGAGGUAGAUGUGACCUAUUCAAAUGUCGCUGCCAUUAUAUAGCCAUUCCCAGUGCAAUUAUAAUUAAAUACUUUAUGCCUUUCUUGCAAAUCCUCUGAUCGAUCAUUGAUAUUAACAUUAAUAUUGUAUUACCCCCGAGCAGAUGUCUGCCACACAAGUGUUAUGGAUCACCAGUUUUCCAUUAACUAAGUUGUGAGGCAGUGCCAUAUACUAGUCAAGGAUAAAUUUCCGUAAAUUACCUUAUCCUAAAACAAAGCUUCUGAGACUGUUUUGUACAAGAGCAAGCAAUGUUAUUCUUUCUCAUAGGCCAGAGUGUGUCUGAACAUUAUGUGCUCCUGAAUCUACGGAAGCAAGAUGUACCAAUAAAGGAUAAU